This is a messenger RNA of Papilio polytes (common Mormon), 1558 nucleotides long. RefSeq names its product pleiotropic regulator 1 (gene Tango4). Gene Ontology annotation, biological process: mRNA splicing, via spliceosome. Gene Ontology annotation, molecular function: protein binding. Lineage: Eukaryota; Metazoa; Arthropoda; Insecta; Lepidoptera; Papilionidae. Bases 157 to 1533 code for a protein of 458 amino acids. Gene Ontology annotation, cellular component: catalytic step 2 spliceosome; precatalytic spliceosome; Prp19 complex. The transcript has 8 exons. The record is from RefSeq and is a predicted model, not a curated record.
CAUUCCAAUACAAUUUUGACAAAAACGUUAAGCGCGUUUUGUUUAUUCUUGUUUUGUAUUUGGGCUAGUUUAGUUCUUUAAGUAAUUAAUUUAACUAAAUGAGAAAUAGUUUAAGCGGUGGUAUUUGUGAUAUGCGAAACUAAUUUAUAACCAAAAAUGGCUGACGAUGUAAUCAAGCACUCCGUACAUACGCUUGUGUUCAGAUCGUUAAAAAGAUCUCAUGAUAUGUUUUUGUCUAACCAAAGCUUACUGCCGCCAAUCGAUGAAAAAGCAGAGAAAAUUUUGAAAAAUGUAAAAGCUCGAGACAGCUAUGGUCAGGUGAUGUCUGCAGUGGAGCAAGCACAAGCACAAAAACAACAGCAAGUCCUCAGCCGACCUGAAACACCACAUGACACAGAUAUGGCGGAAUCCGCAGCACUGGGUUCAGAUGGUGCCAUGCUACCUUACAACCCAGGCUCAAUGACAGCCCCGGCUGCUCCCGGGUCUCAGGGACUCCUGGGGACAGGUGCUGCAGCCAUAGUUCCACGCAGACCGCCCACAGCACCCAGACCAAAGUGGCAUGCACCAUGGAAGCUGUUCAGAGUGAUAUCGGGACAUUUAGGUUGGGUGAGAUGUGUUGCAGUUGAGCCAGGAAAUGAAUGGUUUGCUACAGGUGCUGCAGACAGAGUUAUAAAAAUUUGGGAUUUAGCGACUGGCAAAUUGAAAGUGUCUCUUACAGGACAUGUCAGUACAGUAAGAGGUCUGGAAGUAUCACCAAGACAUCCAUACCUGUUCAGUUGUGGUGAGGACAGACAAGUUAAAUGCUGGGAUUUGGAAUAUAAUAAAGUGAUCCGUCACUACCACGGGCACCUGUCGGCGGUGUACGCGCUGGGGCUGCACCCCACCAUCGACGUGCUGGUGUCGGCGGGCCGCGACGCCACCGCGCGCGUCUGGGACGUGCGCACCAAGGCCAACGUGCACACGCUCUCCGGACACACCGACACUGUGGCCGCGCUCGCCUGCCAGGCCGCGGAGCCCCAGAUAAUAACCGGCUCACAUGACUCCACCAUACGUUUAUGGGACCUCGCAGCGGGGAAAUCAAUGUGCACACUCACUAAUCACAAGAAAUCUGUGCGUUCUGUCGUCGUACAUCCCACACAGUACACGUUCGCGUCCGCCUCCCCGGACAAUAUCAAACAAUGGAAGUGUCCGGAAGGCAAGUUCAUACAGAACCUGUCCGGACACAACGCGAUAGUGAACUGCAUGGCUGUCAACUCCGAGGGGGUGCUGGUCAGCGGUGGGGACAACGGCACCAUGUUCCUGUGGGACUGGAGGACGGGGUACAACUUCCAGCGGUUACAGGCUCCAGUACAACCCGGGUCGAUGGACUCAGAGGCGGGCAUAUUCUCGAUGACAUUCGACCAGUCGGGUUCCCGACUGAUCACCACGGAGGCAGACAAGACCAUCAAGAUAUACAAGGAGGACGACACCGCCUCCGAGGAGACGCAUCCCGUCAACUGGAGACCGGAUAUACUGAAGAGGAGGAAGUUUUAAAUACUGAUAAAGUUUUCUGACGAAA